CAAAGGCCAGCUUUGGAGUCCAAUAGUGAUAUCCUCCCUUCGCCUCUGGAUCAGGCUAACAUUGCACUGCCCGGAGUUUGUAUCAGUGAGCCACUUUGUCUAACUACAAACGUUUGUACACCGUGUGCGGUCUUACACAGCAAAGCACGACAACGAGGCUGUUUGACUGGGUGAUGGCGGUCACACCUACUACUUCUUACGAAGAAGCAGUUUGAAGUCAAGAUGACGAUGUCGCCAACGAUGUUAUUGUGCACACUUCACUUGUUCGUCCUUCUGGCUCUGAGGCCAGGGGUCACUCGAGGUCAGUCUUCUAUCGGGUUUAGGGUGGACCCAAGUGAAGGCAGUCUGCGAGUAGUCACGCCCAAUACCAACCUGUCAAUCACCUGCUUCUGGGAUACGCAGGAACUCGUGAAUGUCAGCGCCGUCGUGGACACCAACACCAUCCUGGUCCCACUAUCUGUGUCACAGGCCAACGGAUCGACUCACGGAUCAGUUGUCUUCAUCAUACAAGGCAUCAGUCUGCCGCUGGGAGAACACAUUGUAAAUUUGACAGCAAGAUGUCUCACGCACCUUACAGCGACUGUUACAACAGUCAGUGCAGCACAAACCACAACCAGAACAACCAGUUCAACAAAUACGUACGUCACAACGACUGCGAUGUAUCUCAUCAAAGAGACUGUAAACGUCACAGUAUACAACGAAGAGCCAAUCACAGGUCUCCGUCUGGACCAUAGCAACAGCUUUUACGACAAUGUAAACGAGACAACAAAAUUUACAGCCAGAGUGCUACAGGGAGCGCGCUGACAGUACAGUGGGUCUUUGGCGACCAAGUCUACGUACAACAGGAACCUGACAAUGUCGUUAAACUGGGUUUCACCUACCCAAAUGUCUGGACAAAUCCAGGUACUUACACUGUGUACCUAAACGUGUCCAACCGAGUCAGCGCUAACUACACACAAGCAAACGUCACAGUUUUUCAUCCGCUCAACGGAUUUACGCUUUUCACCUCCGACACCAUCUUGCAGACGCUGGAAGAACUGGUUCUGAGGCUAACCAUGGCCUCCGACACGAAGGAGCCCAUGGGAAAAAUCACCUUUAACUUGACGUGGGGAGAUGGUGCAGCAGAGUUUAAUAUCCUCAACAUCAGUGCAGGUGAUAGCCUCGUCUUCAGACACACGUACGUCGUACAGGGUGACAGGAACGGCAGUCUAGAGCUGGUCUCCCUUCAGAUAAGAAGGCUUUCAACUUCGAAGUAAAGGUGUGGAACAAGUUAAACGUAACACUGAAGAUAUCGCCAGCAGCUGGUAAGCCAGGUGACAACUUCACCUUGACCUUUGUCAACCCACCAAAUGUAGGUUUUCAGUACAUUAUAACUUCUAACGGCGACCUUUUAUUCAGCAACAACCAGUCAGCGCUGUAUGCAAACGUUUCACCACCCGUCCCUACCUACAACGUCUCCUUCGAAAAUGUAGGAGUAUACGUCAUCAGCCUUAACGCCUUUAACCUUUUUUACUCAGUCAACACAAGCUACACUGUCUAUGUGGAAAUUCCACUCACAGGACUGCAACUGUCCCAUGGCAACAGAUUUUACGACAAGGUGAACGACACCACCAAGCUAACGGCCACCUUUGCUACAGGGACGGCGCUGACUGAACAGUGGAUCUUUGACGACAAAGUG
Molecule: messenger RNA, 1678 nt
Organism: Pomacea canaliculata
Lineage: Eukaryota; Metazoa; Mollusca; Gastropoda; Architaenioglossa; Ampullariidae
Exons: 5
Coding region: 223-804 (193 amino acids)
Source: RefSeq, a predicted model, not a curated record